AUGGUUCAGACAGCCAACAGCACUCAGGCCGCGAGCCGCCUGAAUACUCGGCCAGAUCUUGAAGUAUUCCUACGCCCCUUUGUGUCUCGGAAAGGCACACAGAGGCACUGUGACCACCUCGGAAAGCUGCAGCCUCUCCAGUGCGAUCCAAGAGAACGGAAGAUCGAAUCCUACGAAGUUGCCCUCUUCUUGGAAGCAACCUUCUUGGAACUCACCAUUCAUGGCUAUUGGGAGGUCGACGGACUGUCCCCGGAGGGGCUCACGUGGACCCCGAUCGUCUGCUGCGGGACCUUUGAGCUUCUGGUACAAUGCCCGCCUGGCAAACGCGUCACACUUGGAAAUUUGGACCUCGUGGUCAUGCUCGAAACGUGCCUCGAGGACGCAAACGGCGACGCGUUCAUCCGCAAGCUGACCUCGACCUCAAAAUGCUGGCCGACGGGCCACGUUGACUUCAGGUGGAUGCUGCGGGGCACGCUGGUGGCGGCAGCUCCAGCUCUGAAGAGCAGCGUCUCGGCAGCAGUGCAGCGACAAAGGUCCGUGAAGCAGUUGCUCAGCCCCGUCAAGCGGCUUCAGCUGGCCCAGUCGCCAGAGACGGGACGGACGCAUACGGUUCAACAAACGCCACCUCCUGAUGGGACUCCUGUCAGGGUUACUGCCUCACAGACCACGCCAUCUCGGAUCCGACGCUGGAAGUCUGUAAGCAAGCGGAGCCCGCCUCUUGGUGGGAUAUGUGCCUCAGAGACCUCACCAUCGCACGAGGAGCGCCGAAACUCCCUCAAGGAGCGAGCUUCUUCCCUAUUCCAGCCGAAGCGACAGUCACACGGUUCUAUCUCCUCCGCGUCGACCUCCUCAUCUUGGUAUUCCAGGAGUUCGAAUACGGAAACGUCGUGA
This is a messenger RNA of Diaporthe citri, 891 nucleotides long. RefSeq lists its product as uncharacterized. Lineage: Eukaryota; Fungi; Ascomycota; Sordariomycetes; Diaporthales; Diaporthaceae. The record is from RefSeq and is a predicted model, not a curated record. The transcript is spliced from 2 exons. The coding region runs from base 1 to 891 and encodes 296 amino acids.